Strigops habroptila (Kakapo) is the source of this 4221-nucleotide messenger RNA. RefSeq names its product XK related 7 (gene XKR7). Gene Ontology annotation, cellular component: plasma membrane. Bases 21 to 1610 code for a protein of 529 amino acids. NCBI's taxonomy places the organism in Eukaryota, Metazoa, Chordata, Aves, Psittaciformes, Psittacidae. Gene Ontology annotation, biological process: engulfment of apoptotic cell; phosphatidylserine exposure on apoptotic cell surface; apoptotic process involved in development. The record is from RefSeq and is a predicted model, not a curated record. The transcript is spliced from 3 exons.
UCCUCCUCUCCCCCGACAACAUGGCCGCGAAGUCGGACGGCGGCGGCAGCCCGGCCGUGCUGCUGGAGAGCCCGGGGGGCGGCGGCGGCGGGCGGCGGGAGGAGAGCGCGGCUCCCCCGGCGCGGCGGUACCGGCUGCGGGACGGGUGCUGGGUGCUCUGCGCCCUCCUCGUCUGCUUCGCGGACGGUGCCUCGGACCUGUGGCUGGCGGCCCAUUACUACGUGCGGGGUCAGCGGUGGUGGUUCGGGCUGACGCUGCUCUUCGUGCUGCUGCCCUCGCUCGUGGUGCAGCUCCUCAGCUUCAGGUGGUUCGUCUACGACUUCGCCGCCGGCAGCAGCACCAAGGACAGCGCCGGCAGCACCAAGGACAGAGCCCGCGGCCCCCGCGGCUGCUGCCGCCUCUGCGUCUGGAUGCUGCAGGGCCUCAUCCACCUCCUGCAGCUGGGGCAGGUCUGGAGGUACCUCCGCACGCUGUACCUGGGGCUGCAGAGCCGGUGGCAGGCCGAGCACCGCCGCCGGCACUUCUACUGGCGGAUGAUGUUCGAGAGCGCGGACAUCAGCAUGCUGCGGCUGCUGGAGACCUUCCUGAAGAGCGCGCCCCAGCUCGUGCUGCAGCUCAGCAUCAUGGUGCAGCAGAACAGCAUCGAGCCGCUGCAGGGGUUCUCGGCCUCAGCCUCGCUGGUCUCCCUGGCGUGGAUGAUCGCCUCCUACCAGAAGGUGCUGCGGGACUCACGGGAGGACAAGAUGCCCAUGUCCUACAAGGGGGCCGUGGUGCAGAUCCUGUGGCACCUCUUCACAAUCGCCGCCCGUGCCAUCGCCUUCGCCCUCUUUGCCUCCGUGUUCCAGCUCUACUUCGGCAUCUUCAUUGUCACCCACUGGUGCAUCAUGACCUUCUGGAUCAUCCAGGGCGAGACGGACUUCUGCAUGUCCAAGUGGGAGGAGAUCAUCUACAACAUGGUGGUGGGCAUCAUCUACAUCUUCUGCUGGUUCAAUGUCAAGGAGGGCCGGAGCCGCUACCGAAUGUGCAUCUACUACAUCAUCACGCUGUCGGAGAACGCCGCCCUCACCAUCCUCUGGUUCCUCUACUAUGACCGCAAGACCACCUCCGACUUUGACGCCUUAAUCCUCGUCUGCGUGGUCACCUCCAGCUUUGCCCUCGGCAUCUUCUUCAUGUUCAUCUACUACUGCCUCUUGCACCCCAACGGCCCCAUCUUCAGCUCCAGCACCGGAGGCUGCAUUUUCCGGCAGGCUCCAGCCCCGGUGCCGGGGUCCCCCGUGGAAGCCGUCACCAGCCCCCCCCGCUCGCUGCCGCGGACUACAGGGGGGGAGCGGGACGGGGCGCCGGGGGAGCGGGACAGUUGUGUGCCCGUCUUCCAGGUGAGACCCUGCGCGCCGCCGGCGCCGGCCGCCCGCGCCCCGCGGACAGAGAGGCCCGUCAUCCGCAUUGACCUGCCCAGGAAGAAGUACCCGGCCUGGGACGCCCACUUCAUCGACCGGCGCCUGCGGAAAACCAUCCUGGCGCUGGAGUACGCGUCGCCCAUCACCCCGCGCCUGCAGUACCGCACCCCCGGCAUCCCCCAGGAGGUGCUGGAGUACGAGACCACAGUGUAGGGCAGGGGGGUGCGGGGCCACGGCCGGGUCCUCCGGUGCCAUCCCGACCACCCUGCGGCUUCGCAGCCGUUUGCCUUUCUGUUGGGUUUGUGGGCGCUGCCAAGCACCCCACGGGCCGGGGCCGGGGAGGUCUCUUGGUGCUAUCCCCCACCCUGCGCCACGCUCCCACAGCCGAGACCCCUGUUCCACCCCACGGCUCCCCCCGGGGCUCGUCCUUGCCAAAUACCUCACCGGUGCCUGAGCCCGAGGCGGUGGGUGCUGCGGCCCCAUGGUGCUCAUCCGUGUCCAUGGUGCAGGAUGGGGACUGGGGGUACCCCGGGCUGGGGGCCGGCAGCUGCAAGGGGCUUGGGGCAUGGUGGGGCACAGUGUGACCUGGGUGGGUAGCAUAUGGGGUCACGGGUGCCUGUGUGACAGCAAGGCCGUGGGGCUGGAGUGUGGCUGAACUGGGGUGUGCAUGGGGCUUGUCACCCCCAGGGAGCUGGGGCAGGGGGCAGCCGGGGUCUGUCAGCCCCCCAUGUCUCCUGCUUGCCCUAGAGGAGCCCCUUCACCUUCACCCUUCCUUCCCCCGGUUCAGGGUUGAGCCAUGUCCCCAACCCCACUGGUCCAGCUGCCCUGUGGGGUGCAGAUCCUGUCCUGGGGUCCCCUCAUGGGAUCCUGCUCCACCCGGCCCCCGUUAUCCCUCCUGUCCCCACAGGAACCACUUCAUCUCAUCGGGUUUGUUUUCACCUGAAUGGUGACAUUUUGUGUGACAUUUUCUACCUCCACCGCAGCCAGGGGGCAGGGUCUGGCUGGCACCACUGAGUGGGGGCACAUGGGGCCACCGGCAUUCCAGGGGCUCCCCAAAGCGGGAUUCACCCCCAGAUGUUCUCCCCUCCUGGGUUUGGCAUCUCUAUCCACCCAGGAGUGUUUCCAUUCAACCCUCCAUCAGCAUCAGCCCCCUCCAGCCCCCCAGUAUGAACCUGAGCUGGGAUCCUGCCUCCCCCUGCCUGCCCCUGCCUGCCCCGGGAGUGGGGCUGUCCCGGGCUCCGGGUUUGAAUGUGUCCCUGCUCCGGAUCCGUUGGUGUGCGCCCACCCAAGGGGCUGUGCUGAAUGUACCCCAGGCGUGUCCCAAGGGGGGUCAUAUGUGUGUAUAUCAUGUGAGAACGUGUGCAUGUGUGUGUGCAUGCGUGUGCAGGGGCUGGCAGGGGUUUGCAGGGCAGGGACGCUGCCGGACCCCCAUAGCCCUUCACCCGCACUCCCACGGCCCCUGUGCCUUCCCUGUGCCCCCCAUGCCCCCCACAACAGCUAUGAAGGAUCCUGGCCGCUGGCUGCCACGUGCCACGGUGCCAAGCCCUGCCAUGGGAUGGGAUGAGGCACGAGGCAUGGCACCGGCCAUGGGGAGGGCUGGUGUGUGGGAUAUGCGCCUGGGAAUGGCUCUGGCUGCCACCCGCCGUGCUGGGGCGUGGGGUCCCCGGGGGCAGCGUGUUCCCCAUCCCCGUCGGUGUCCCACCGACACCGGGGCGGGCGGGAGCACGGUGUCGGUGUCAUCACGUUGUUUUUAUUUCCCAUUUCUCUGUAGCUGGAAGGCCGGGGCGGGCAGCGGGCUGGGCCGGCGCUGGGGUCACUGGUGCUAACUGGUGCUAACUGGAAGCCUCGGAAUCCCUUUCGGAGGAGGGUGCAGCGCGUGGCUGGGGCCGGGCUCCCCGUGACCUGCACCCCUCCUUCACCACCGGUAUCAGACGGACCCCGUGGUGGGUGCUGAUGGUGCCAGGGGCAGAGCUGGGCACGGGGCAGCUUUGUUGGGGGGGUCUCAUUUCCUCAGGGAAGGUUGGGGGCAGCGGCCGGGGGAGCCGAGCUGGGGUCGGGGCUCAUCCCUGCAGGGGUCCCCUGCAGCCCCUGUGCAUGGGAACUGAGUGCCAGCAUAGGGGGUGUCCUCUGAGCUCCCCCUGCCCCAGUCCCUCUCCCUGUCCCCCCAAGAGCAGAGAGAAGCCACUGGUCAGGUCAGUCCGCACCCCGCAUGCCCUGGGGUUUGCAUGGGGAGCCAGGGGACAGAGGGACACUUUUCUAUGCACUCAAGCCACGGUACCCUCAGCCCUGGGCUGCUCCAGGCAGGGGUCUCAGCAGCAGUGAGCCCCAGGGCUCAGCCUGUGCCGCAGGGGAAGCCAAACCCAGCGCCCCAGUGCCAGCAGCAGCACUGGGACCAGGGCAAGGGGGCACGACCUGGGGCCGAGCUGGGUGCUAUGGGAUGGGGCAGCUCUGGGGGUGCUCAAGCUCCUGCUGGGGAUGGGGGUCCUGGUCCCUGGGGGUGUCCCUCUGGCCACCCUGGCUUCAGGGAGCAGGGAGAGGUUUGGGAUGGGACCCUUGGUCAGGGUUUGCCCCCGGUCAGGGUCGUUGGAUCCCGGUGGGAGCUGCCGGGGGGUCUCGGCCAUAUCCCUGUUCCCCCCCAUGCCGGGACCUGGCGGCCACUGUCACGUACUGUAAAUACUCUGUGUGCCACCUUCCUCUCUGGGACCCGGCGCGGGCAGGGGACGAGGGGGAGGCCGGGUCCGGACCGAGACUUUUUUGUAUACCACAAACUUUUUGUAUAUUUUUAAUUUUGCUGCAACAUGAGAUAUUAAAUUCAUUUCAAUAA